AGCCCUGACAGAAAGACUCUUGGCUUGCUACAAAAAGCGUUUACAAGCAGUGAUAUUAACUCUGCAGGGUGCCCAAACUUUUGCAGACGCCAUUUUUUUGUUUUCUGUUAUUUUGAAAGUGUAAAUAAUGGAAAUAAAAUCUAACUUUUGUUGACAUAUUAUAAGAAUGCCUAAUCUGUAAUUUGAUGCCUUUUGGAGAUUUUUCCAUCUUUCCUUGGCUUCUUUAUGCACAUUAAUACAAGUUUUUAGCUGGGGUGCCCAAACUUUCGAUCCCCACUGUAUACACAAUGCUUCACUCUAUUUGAUUGCA
Messenger RNA from Staurois parvus, 310 nucleotides. The record is from the annotation of a GenBank genome assembly. Lineage: Eukaryota; Metazoa; Chordata; Amphibia; Anura; Ranidae.